AUGGAAGAAGGGGAUUUUUGGUUCCAACGACAUAAUUUAGCGAAAAUCCAUGCGGGUCAUUUAUUUACGAUUUCUGAUGAAUAUCUGCGACGUGGAUUACCGCCACCAUUUGCAUCAGUGCUCGCACAAAAGGCGCGAUCCAUUAAUAAGGAAAUUGGCUUCGAAAUGUCGAGGAAAGUUCCACGUUGUUAUCAAUGUGCACUAAAUUUUACCGUUGAAAAUUCAUUCACUAUGGAGAUUAAGAAAAAAAAAAAAGUAAAAUGCCUUACAGUUUUCUCUGAUCAUCCUUAUAUGCCGGUACUGCGAUUUAAGAGGAAUGGAUAUACAUGUCUUAUUAUUAAUUGUUCUGGUUGUGGUGCUAAAAUGAUUGGUGGAAAAUUAAAAGGAUUUAGUUCAUAUGGGCAAAAAUCUUUUUCAUGCGAUAGUCUAGUUCAAUUUGAUUCUAUUCCAGCGACAUCUACACCAUUGAACAUAAAAACAAGGCUUAAUUCCAUUUCGAUGGAUACUCCACGAUUAGUCUAUCAUAGAUCUGAAGAAAGAUCGAAACAAUCUUCAGCAAAGCGACGUCAAGGUGUUUCACGGCUGCAGAGAUUGUUGAACAAUCAAUCCGUGCUUCAGAAUUCUUCAGCUUCCUCAAGUCUUCACGAUUUUCUUAAUAUUUUUAAAUUGUAG
This is a messenger RNA of Dracunculus medinensis (Guinea worm), 672 nucleotides long. The record is from the annotation of a GenBank genome assembly. NCBI's taxonomy places the organism in Eukaryota, Metazoa, Nematoda, Chromadorea, Rhabditida, Dracunculidae.